Messenger RNA from Ipomoea nil (Japanese morning glory), 1117 nucleotides. Its product is annotated as rRNA-processing protein utp23. The record is from RefSeq and is a predicted model, not a curated record. Gene Ontology annotation, molecular function: small ribosomal subunit rRNA binding. Bases 16 to 978 code for a protein of 320 amino acids. The transcript has 7 exons. Gene Ontology annotation, cellular component: small-subunit processome; nucleolus. NCBI's taxonomy places the organism in Eukaryota, Viridiplantae, Streptophyta, Magnoliopsida, Solanales, Convolvulaceae.
ACUAUAAUUACUGCUAUGCCCAAAGCCUCCGCCAUUUUCUUCUUCCUCGCCGACGUUGCCGUACGCUACCGGCUGCUCCCCAAAACCUCGCCGACGAAUAAGAUGAAGGUGAAAAAGCAGAAGCGCCAUCGCAAAGCUGUGAGGUUUUAUGCAGCUUGUUUUGGUUUUAGAGCGCCCUAUAAGAUUUUAUGUGAUGGUACUUUUGUGCACCAUUUGGUUGCCAAUCAAAUAACACCUGCUGAUACUGCUCUUGUCAAUGUUCUUGGUGCUUCAGUGAAACUCUUCACUACUAGAUGUGCUGUUGAAGAGUUGAAGAGCCCAGAGUUGAAGAGAGUCCUUGGAGCUUCCUAUUCUGAGUCACUCGAUGCAGCUCGUAGCCUUUUAACUGCAAGAUGUGAUCAUGAGAAACGUAGAAGUACUAUAGAUUGCAUAACUGAAGUUAUUGGGGAAAACAACCCCGAGCACUUUUUUGUUGCUACCCAGGAUGCUGAUCUACGGAAAAAGCUUCAGCAGAUACCUGGAGUUCCUGUUAUAUAUGCACUUAGGAAUGCUUUAUUUCUCGAACGACCCUCUACUUCACAGCAGCAGUUUGCCAAUGCAGCUGAAGAAGCACGUUCACAUAUGACCGGCAGAGAGUAUAAAGAGCUGAACAUUAUGAAAAAGAGGAAAUUGUCUGAUGGAGGAGCUGUUGAUACUUCUAAUGCAAGUGAAGAAGAGGAAGGUCAUGGCUUAGAGGUCCAGAAUAUCAACACAUCUGUGAAUAGGAAAAGGAAUAGAAGCGACUUAAAGGAUAAAGUUCAAUUUAAAAGAAAGAUAGCCAAGAACCCGAAUCCACUUUCUGUCAAGAAGAAGAAGAAAAAGCCUACAGCUGAAUCAGAAAAGGAAACCAAGAAAAAUGAUGAUGGAAAUGCAAAAACCAAAAGAAAAAGGAAGAGGCGUCGAAAGGGUAAAAGUAUUGGAGAGGAGGGGACUGGAUAAGAGAUUUUUGGCCCUCAAGGGAGGGAGGGAAGUAUCUCAUUUUUGUGACCAUUCUCUUUUGAAAUUUUGGAUGACAAAUGUUGUAUUGAUUCUUAUGAGAAGUGAAUUUUGUGGCACAUUAUCAAUGGCUUUUGUAUUA